GGUGCCGAUGUUUCGGUUUUUCUCACAUUCCAAGAGAAGAGAUGGCUAUGAAAAGGUUGAGUAUCAGUAUGAUGCAAGUGUUCGUGUCUUCAAACCGAGAGAGCUAAUUGUCGCCACUGAAAAAUUCAGUCCAGGACGUGUAUUAGGUGAAGGAGGACGAGUGUAUAAGGGUGUUCUCAAAGACGGACAGGAAGUUGCCGUGAAAAGAUUUGAAGAACAGGCAGAUUUGUGGGCGGAGGUUCAAAUGCUCAACAGCGUAGAACAUCCUAACAUUGUCAAGAUGAUUGGUUACUGUGAUAAAGAGAAAGAUCAUAUCAUAGUUUAUGAAUUCAUGCCAUUACGUUCGUUGGAUCUUCAUUUGCACGACCUUAAACCCGGAAAAACGCCUCUUUACUGGAAGACUAGGAUGAAGAUAGCAAUGGGUGUGGCCAAGGCUUUAGAGUAUCUGCAUGAUCAAAAGGAUCCUCCUAUAAUCUACAGUGGCUUGAAAAGAUCCAGUAUUUUACUCGAUGAAAAUUAUGAUCCAAAGCUGUCAGAUCUCGGGUGUGCAGAACAUGGUCCUACACUGAAUCACACCGCGGCCAAUAGAAAGUUUUCAUUGUGCUAUCUUGGUCCAGAGUAUCCUAUGACUGGCAGCCUCAGUUUGAAAUCCGAUGUCUAUAGUUUUGGUGUUGUUUUGCUUGAGUUGAUCUCUGGGAAGAAGGCAAUCAAUGGAUACAAUAACGUUGUUUAUGGAUUAACAGAGAGAGAUUGGAUAUUAUUGCUAGGUGUUAAAGCAGAUCGUGAUGAAGCUGAAUUUCGGUAUGAUCUCAACAAUAUUCGUGUCUUCGAAUCCAGAGAGCUAAUUGUCGCCACUGAUAAUUUCAAUCCAAGACGUGUUUUGGGUGAAGGAAGUUUGGGACGAGUGUACAAAGGUAUUCUCAAAGACGGACAGGAAGUUGCCGUGAAAAGGUUUGAUCGGCAGGAAAAUUUGUGCACGGAAGUUAAAAUACUCAGCUGCUUAGAGCAUUCUAACCUCGUUAAGAUGAUUGGCUAUUGUGAUAAAGGGAAAGAUCAUAUGAUUGUUUAUGAAUUUGUUCCAUUAAGAUCGUUGAGUCUUUACUUACAUGGUAAGGUUUCUCUGUUCUCACCAUUUCAUGGAUCAUGA
Papaver somniferum (opium poppy) is the source of this 1147-nucleotide messenger RNA. Its product is annotated as serine/threonine-protein kinase PBS1-like. Gene Ontology annotation, molecular function: protein kinase activity; ATP binding. The coding region runs from base 8 to 1147 and encodes 379 amino acids. The record is from RefSeq and is a predicted model, not a curated record. Lineage: Eukaryota; Viridiplantae; Streptophyta; Magnoliopsida; Ranunculales; Papaveraceae. The transcript is spliced from 6 exons. Gene Ontology annotation, biological process: protein phosphorylation.